AUGUCACCAGAAGAACGAAUAGUCGAGUUGGAACAGGAGAAUAUUAUACUGAAGGAGGAUCUGAACCGACUGAACAGAAAAGUAGGUAAUUUUUAGACAUGAUAGUUAAGUUUAGGACGAAACUGGUGGAGGAGACAUUGAAUUCGAUUGUUGUGCUGGAAGUGACGUUGAUGUUGGAGAGACUUGUGUUCGACUUUUGAAGUUUCUGAGGGAUGUACAAGAAAGAAAUGUCAAAAGCAAGGAAACCAUAUUGAACUUUAUGAGAGAGAAAGGGUACUCAGUUCCAGAAGAGUUUACAGAAGCUCCUGCAGCUGAGGAUGGCGAUGAGAACUUACAUAAGGGAGAGAAUAAUAACCAAAACGUACGUUUUCUUGUUUCUAUAGUUAUUUUUCUUUUACCUGUGGGCAAUUUUUUAUUUUACCUUUAAAAUUUUUGAUGUAAUGCAAAGUGUAAUUCAUGGAAACGUUAAUAUUUUUGAGGAUUUUUUUUAUAUUUACAAAAGCACUGGUUAAAUAGCUUUUUUUAGCUAUUUUUAAACUGAAAUUAAAUUAAAUUUUAACUUUUGAAAUUCCAGGGCUUCAAAACCGACUCCAGAAUCUAUAACCACCUAGUGGACGUGCACGACGCUCUUCUCAUGGUCAAAAACCAGUUGAAUAUAUCGAAAAGUGAUUAA
Bursaphelenchus okinawaensis is the source of this 673-nucleotide messenger RNA. NCBI's taxonomy places the organism in Eukaryota, Metazoa, Nematoda, Chromadorea, Rhabditida, Aphelenchoididae. The record is from the annotation of a GenBank genome assembly.